CAGCGGUUACAUAACAAACCUGUGCAAGUCGCUAAGAAGCGGCUCGGGUGCUGGCGGCGGGGGCGGGGCCUGCACCGGGCCAGGCAAGAUGGCGGCAGUGGACCCCGAGUCUGCGCCUCUGACCCUAGAAUCGCUGCCCACCGAUCCCCUGCUCCUGAUCUUAUCCUUCUUGGACUAUCGGGACCUAAUCAACUGUUGCUAUGUCAGUCGAAGACUCAGCCAGCUCUCAAGUCAUGACCCUCUGUGGAGAAGACAUUGCAAAAAAUACUGGCUGAUAUCUGAGGAAGAGAAAGCACAGAAGAAUCAGUGUUGGAAAUCUCUCUUCAUUGAUACUUACUCCGAUGUAGGAAGAUACAUUGACCACUACGCUGCUAUUAAAAAGGCCUGGGAUGACCUCAAGAAAUAUUUGGAGCCCAGAUGCCCUCGGAUGGUUUUGUCUCUGAAAGAGGGCGCUCGAGAAGAAGACCUGGAUGCCGUGGAAGCCCAGAUCGGCUGCAAGCUUCCUGACGACUAUCGGUGUUCGUAUCGUAUCCACAACGGGCAGAAGUUAGUGGUUCCCGGGCUGUUGGGAAGCAUGGCGCUGUCUAAUCACUACCGCUCCGAGGACUUGUUAGACGUCGACACGGCGGCGGGGGGCUUCCAGCAGAGACAGGGCCUGAAGUACUGCCUGCCUCUAACUUUCUGCAUCCACACUGGUCUGAGUCAGUACAUAGCAGUGGAAGCUGCAGAGGGCCGGAACAAGAACGAAGUUUUCUACCAAUGUCCAGACCAAAUGGCCCAGAAUCCAGCUGCUAUUGACAUGUUUAUCAUAGGUGAUACUUUUACUGACUGGUUUACUUCCUAUGUCCACAAUGUUGUAUCCGGUGGCUUCCCUAUCAUCAGAGACCAAAUUUUCAGAUAUGUUCAUGAUCCGGAGUGUGUGGCGACAACUGGGGAUAUUACAGUUUCAGUCUCCACGUCGUUUCUGCCGGAACUUAGCUCUGUACACCCACCCCACUAUUUCUUCACAUACCGGAUCAGGAUCGAGAUGUCAAAGGAUGCGCUUCCCGAGAAGGCUUGUCAGUUGGACAGUCGCUACUGGAGAAUAACAAACGCUAAAGGUGAUGUAGAAGAAGUUCAAGGACCUGGAGUAGUUGGUGAAUUUCCAAUCAUCAGCCCUGGCCGGGUAUAUGAAUACACAAGUUGUACCACAUUCUCUACGACAUCGGGAUAUAUGGAAGGAUAUUAUACCUUUCACUUUCUUUACUUUAAAGACAGGAUCUUUAAUGUCGCCAUUCCCCAAUUCCAUAUGGCAUGUCCGACAUUCAGGGUGUCUAUAGCUCGAUUGGAAAUGGAAGAGGCAGAAGACGAGGAGGAAGACGAAUCAUCCUCAUAUGAGUGCGAAGAGAUGGAAGAGACAGAAGAAGAGAAGGAAGACGACGACGAUGAUUCGGCAGAUAUGGAUGACUCUGAUGAAGAGGACGAGGAAGGGAGGCCGAGGAGACUCUUCGAUGUUCCCAUUCGCAGACGCCGCUACUCACGCCUCUUCUAGCGAGCCUCUGCUAAUGGAACCACUGGAAUGAAUCCACUCUGUUAAAUAGAUUUCUCAAUAAUGUAAAUACCUAAAUUGUUCUCGGCGUUUAGCAAGAAACACUAGCUAAAUGAAAUGAAAUAUUGUUCUGGGCUCUGGAUGCUACACGACUCUUCAUUAGGAAUUGGAUUGUUUGAGUUUACUUAGUGAUUUUGAGGUUGAGGAAGAAAUGAGGAUUUUUUUUUUCUCUUUUAGAAGCCAAUGGGGGAGUAGUUCUCUAGCUAAGGAGUGGACAUUUCUUUGUUUAAAAGUAUUUUGUACUUAUAUGAAAGCAGGAGGGAAUUGCUUUGAAUAAGAACUAUAGCAGAAAUACCUACCCAAGGAUAGAAACUACGUGACUUGAAAAAUUCUGUGAAAAGACUUCCUGCAGUUGUCAUUUAGAAAUGAACACAAUUUGUAAUUAGGCUAAUCCAUUUAGUGAUUUCUAUAUAUUUUGUACUCAUAGGGAACUAAUUGACUGAAUAGGUUGAAUGCUAGUCUUUUUGUCCUUUCUUAGACAAUCUAUCCUUGAAUUUAAAAGUUUUUAUCACUAUAACUUUGAAUUUAAAGUCUUUAUGAUCUUGACUUUGAGUUUAGUCUUCAACUCUCCCAACCUUGAAUUUAAUUUAACAUCUUCAACAGGGCACCUUGGAUUCAAUUAAAAUCAUCAACAUUACUGUUGUUCACAGAUGCAUUUUUGAAAUGUAGAGUGUAAAAGUAUGUAUUAUGUUGUUUAUUAACAAAAUUCUUCACAAUGUCUUACAUAGUCUAAAUUUGUAAAUAUCGCUUUUUUUUCCUUUAUACACGCCUAAGUUUGUGGUAAGUGACAUGAAUUUUAUGUUAAGAUUUAAGUAUGUUUUCCUGAAACAUGGAUUUUUUUUUUGUAAUUAUAUUAUGGAGAGUUUGGAAUGAAGUCCUCCAAGUGUCAAAAACUCACAUUUUAAAAACAAAUCUUGGUUCUGA
Messenger RNA from Phyllostomus discolor (pale spear-nosed bat), 2512 nucleotides. It is a transcript of the gene FBXO3, whose product is annotated as F-box protein 3. NCBI's taxonomy places the organism in Eukaryota, Metazoa, Chordata, Mammalia, Chiroptera, Phyllostomidae. Gene Ontology annotation, molecular function: protein binding. The record is from RefSeq and is a predicted model, not a curated record. The transcript has 11 exons. Bases 89 to 1531 code for a protein of 480 amino acids.